Messenger RNA from Mesitornis unicolor (brown roatelo), 1619 nucleotides. It is a transcript of the gene AATF, whose product is annotated as apoptosis antagonizing transcription factor. The record is from RefSeq and is a predicted model, not a curated record. Gene Ontology annotation, biological process: regulation of transcription by RNA polymerase II. Lineage: Eukaryota; Metazoa; Chordata; Aves; Mesitornithiformes; Mesitornithidae. The annotation marks the transcript as partial. The transcript is spliced from 11 exons. Gene Ontology annotation, cellular component: nucleolus; nucleus.
CUACAGUUGCUAAAGUGAUUGACAAAUUUGAGGAUGAAACUGCAGAUGACAUUUUGCCUGUUGGUAAUAUACGGAAAAAAGCUUCAGCCUCUCUCUUAGAAGCUGAUAAAAGGUACAGUGGAAAAGCUACAUCCCGCAAAGCCUUGCAGGAAGAACUCUGGGGAGAUGCUCUGUCUGAAGAAGGAUCAGCUGAAGAAGCAUUAGAUGAAUGGUACAGUGGCAGUGAAGAUGCAGAAGAGAGUGGCAGUGAAGGUGGAGAAGAGAAUGGCAGCUUGGGAAGUAAAACAAAGGAGAAGCCCAGCAGUGCUGGCAGUGACCAGGAGGAUGACUUGGAAGACGAAGAGACAGAUCCAUCUGUCAGUGCCAAGGCACACAAGUUCAGUUUCCAGAAUAUUACAGACUUUGAGAAAUUCACAGAGGGAAUGGAUGAUGUAGGAAGCAGUGAGGGGGAAGAUGAAGAUGAUGCCAGCAUGGAAGAAGGAAGCGAUGAGGAGGAAUACGAGAGUGAAAACCAUGACAAUAUAAAGGAGACCAAAGACAGUGAAGGUGAUGGGGGGCUGAUGACAUUCUCAAAAGGACGAGAGACUGAAGAAGUAGAAAAAGGAAAAGCUGUGAAGAACCAGCUAGCACUGUGGGAUCAACUGUUGGAAGGAAGAAUCAAGAUGCAGAAGGCACUUGUAACAGCCAACCGGCUUCCGCAGCCAGAUACUUACCCGAUCUUCAGAAAGGAAGGUGGACAAGAAUUUGACAACGCUGUCGAAAGCUGUUGUAAAGCCCUGGAGGCAUUGCUGAAAGUCUUAGUGGAACUUCAGGAUGAGCUGCUCUAUCAAUACCCAGGCACAAGGCAUCUGGUAGAUGGAAAGCAAUCAAAACCAGAGAGUGAUGAUGAAAUCCCUAGCAGUAGCGAUGAAGAGCAAGUGGAAAAGGCUCAGGAGAAGAGGAGGAGCCUCCCCAAGCGAAAGCUAAAGAUGGAGGACUACCCAGAAUUCGUAGCCAAGCGGUACGCUGACUUCAGGACAUAUCGGAACAGCGUCUUGCAGAAGUGGCAUGAGAAGACAAAGCUGGCAUCUGGCAAAAUGGGAAAGGGUUUCGGUGCCUUUGAGCGUUCAAUCUUGACUCAGAUUGAUCAUAUUAUGAUGGACAAAGAGAGAUUGCUACGGCGGACACAGACCAAGCGAUCAGUGUAUACAGUGCUGGGAAAGAAGGAACAGGAAUCUCAUCCGGUCCCUGAAUCUGUGCCUGAAAAUUCGGAAGUCCUCCUGCAGUCAGAUUCCAACAGGCACCUGAAGGACAUAGAUGAGGAGAUAUUUGAUGACGAUGACUUCUAUCAUCAGCUCCUUCGAGAAUUCAUAGAACGUAAAACCACUUCAUUGGACCCCAAUGACCAGGUGGCGAUGGGCAAGCAAUGGCUGGCCAUCCAGAAGUUGCGAAGCAAAAUAAAGAAGAAAGUGGACAGAAAAGCCAGUAAAGGAAGGAGAAUCCGGUAUCAUGUCCAUAGCAAGCUGGUGAGCUUCAUGGCGCCUAUUGACCACUGUACAAUGAAUGAUGAUGCCAGGACGGAGCUUUAUCGUUCGCUCUUUGGAAAAAUCACGAAUCCUGAAGAACCGCAGCAGAAUUAG